Messenger RNA from Marchantia polymorpha subsp. ruderalis, 1665 nucleotides. NCBI's taxonomy places the organism in Eukaryota, Viridiplantae, Streptophyta, Marchantiopsida, Marchantiales, Marchantiaceae. The record is from the annotation of a GenBank genome assembly.
AUGAUGGUGAAAGCUGGCAGAACGACAUCGUUAUAUGCUCACUCGUGGGAGUUCUGGCGUUUGGUAGCUGUAAUAUUUUCCCUGUCUUUUAUCUUUCAGUUUAUUCUCUUCGCUUCUAUAGAAGAAUUCACAGAGUUCUCAGUCUGCUACAACCUCCUCAAGACAGCAACCGCUGAAUAUGAAGUCGAUGACACGAUCGAUCCCAUGACAAGGAUCUCUGUUUCUCCCGCUCCCAGUUACGUAGGAAAUGUACCAGAGUUUUACAAUGAUGCAUAUAUAAAUGCGAGCUCGGAAGCAAUUCAGGUUCCAGACGUAGAUCUGCACACGCAGUCCUUGCCGAAUUGUACAUGUGCACAAAGCCAGGAUUCUGGAGGCCUUCGGAAGGCAGAGGAACCAAGAGCUCUGCAGCCACUGAGCUUCGCCCUCUACCCCUACGCCAAGUUCAGUACCUACAGGUUGUCACUGAAUACGUUCUUCGUGGUUGGACUCACUUCUGCCGUGGCCAGGGCCUUUGACACGCCGGUAUACAAUUGUCAGUGGAAGCAGAGAGGCAAGGAUUUAGUUAUAACAAAUGCAGAGAUGAUUUACAUCAAGUAUGAUGAAAAUCGUAUGCCUUUUGUCCCUUCCAUCGUCAACUGUACCUUUCCAACUGCAGUGGGAGAAGACGGCAACGGUGGGGUCUUGAAGCUUGCAGUUACCAUCAAACCCAAGCGCGACAGUCCCACUGGCACUGUCACUGCCGACGUUUUGUACGAAUCGAAGGGAGCAGUUCGGAGUUUCAAUGACACCUUGAAAACAUUGGAACGGGAUGGUGCAGCUUCUCUGCCAUACAAAUAUGCGUUUUGUGGACCUCCGAUGCAUGGCAAGAUCAGAGCAGAGUGGAUCCUUGGCUGGCUGACUUAUCACUACAACCUGUACGAAGGAUUGGAGGGCAAGGUCCGAUUCUUCUUCUACAACGUCGGCGGUCUUCAUCCGGAAGGGAGAAGGUUGUUGGAUCCCUUCAUCCAAGCUGGAGUGAUCGAAGUAAUAGAUGCUUUAGAUGAGUGGUACUAUCCUGCACAUUACCAUAACCAGGUGAUGUUUAUCAACGACUGCCUCCAUAGAACAAGGUACCUCGCUCAGUGGACUCUUUUCCAUGACUUCGACGAGUUUUUGUACAUCCCUCCACCUCUCACUCUGGCAACGCUGCUUCAGCAGAACGAAGAUAGACCUUGGAUGACAUUUGGAAGCAUGCCUGCUUCAUGGGGUCUCUGCACUGACCGUCCGGAACCGUCGACGAACAAAUGGCCUGUGGAGAAGAUGGUCUGGGUUGAGAAGCAGCCCGAGUGCAGAUACGCGAAGAUGUCAACAGAUCCAUGGAUGUGCACUGGUCCUCUGGGAAGAAGAAAGUAUGUAGUAAAUCCAAGAAAAGUUCUAGCUUCAGGUGUUCAUGUCAUUUCUUUAGACACCGAAGCUGGGGGUCUAGACUUGAACGGAAGUGUCGGACGCGUCCACCACUAUCAUGGUGCCCUGGCAUUGAUGAACAGACUCUGUGGCACUAAUGUGAGUUUGCCCAUUUCAGCUGACAAUUCAUCUGACAUUAGUCGGUAUGUCUUCGACGAUGCUGUGGCCCGAGAUAUAACCAAGGCGAGAGAGUUGCUAGCACCACUCUUGGGAGAAGUUUAG